GGUCAAUGACGUCAUUCAUCAAAACCACUGACUGCUGGGCUUAGCGCCACUGAUAUGGGACCUGAUUGUUUGUUAAAGAUGACGCCAAACGUGCUGCUGAUUUACAAGCUCCUCGAAUUGGAAAAUGGCCGAAAAACACUUGACCGAGGACUUCGCAGCUUCACUAACCGGGCCAAUGAAGAGGUUCAACGUUUCCUGAACGGGUCCCUUUCGACCUAUCAGUACGAUGAACUAUCGACGAUCUUGGACGCCAAGUGCCGAACUUUAAACAAUCUCCUCACUACAUUACAACACGCCACAAGUGAUCAACAAUUCUGUGCCGAGGCCCCUGCAGACAACGGAGACAUAACAAACCAGCUAUAUCUAUUUCCAGACAAAGUCGUUUUGACAACAGAUGUUCUUAAGUUUGGUCCCAUUUUAAGCAAUGUCCUUUUGGCGAGCUCCAUAACCAAGGCGAUCCAGGUGCUUGGAGCAACGCUCUCUUUUCAAUGUCUAAAGCAGCUCCUAGACCCUAAAGCUGUCAACGAUGACGUGUUCGAUAGCAUCCAGCCCAGCCAAAACACUGAUGCUGGACCUGCCGAUCACUCUUCUGAUUUUAAAAUUGAAGGCAAUGAGCUUGUUGUGUUCAAGGAGAAACCCCAAGUGAGGGUAGUGGUUGAACCUCCUCUAAUUAUCAUGUGUCAAAAGGGUUCCCUAGAGAUACUUCCAACAAAACCAGUAUCCCAGAAAACCAGCGAUCCUCAACCAACAAAUAUUCUUAUGAACACACAGUUCCCCUUCUUGGAACUUGAACACGAAGUCCCGAUACAACACAAGAAACAAACAUCUGAACAGCUAUUGACCUUCCUGCGGACGCACAAGGAAAGUGCCAGCGCGAAGCGGGACAAUUUGGCCUGGUUCAGACGCUAUUUCCAUCCUCCGUCAACGACACCAUCAAAGAUAACAAAACAGAGUAGCUUUAAAGAUGGUGGAAGUAGAAGUAUGACCGACAACACCAGGUGCAUCGAAUCCCCGCCAAAGGAGACGGCGUUGGCUGAAGAGGACUCCCGACCUCCCGUGUUCAGGUUGAAGCGUGUGGAGCCUGGAGGAGUUAAUAUCUACUCCUGCAUGGUCCUCACCGAGACGGAACUGUGGGACAUGGGAGAAGUGGUCACACCACUCAGACCCGUUGAACAAGUGGAAACCCAGGAAGGACAGCAAAACAAAGGGGUGGACAACAGUCACCGCGAGGUCUCUGCUGCUGAGGAACCGGGGGAAACACCACAGAGUCCCCAGUGUACAAACACCACAUGUGGUUUUACCCCAGCCAAGUCGCCACUCCCGAACAGUCCCGCCAGCAUCCCCGAGUUUGUGAUCGUUGCGUUCAAGGAGAUGGAGGUUGUGGUUUCCCAUGUGGUGUCCCCUGGACACUUCUACAUCCAGCGUCCAGACGUGUUGGCCAAGCAGCAGGCCCUGGUCAACGGCUGGAAAGGCCGCUCGUUUGCGGAGGAAAACAGCGUGCCAGACAUCGGGACCCUUGUAAUGGCUUUCUUCUCGGAGCAGAAGCAGUGGUGCAGGGCCCAAGUCCUGAGGAUAUGUGGCGUCGGUGGAGACGAUCAGCCCGGUGAGGGCACCGGUGGCAGUGGGACCAACAUCGCCGUACAGGUGUUCCGGCUGGACCACGGAGACAAGGCCACCGUCUCCUUGCGCAACGUGGGCCCCCUGACACCGGACAUGGCGAUCGGAUGA
This is a messenger RNA of Gadus chalcogrammus (walleye pollock), 1728 nucleotides long. RefSeq lists its product as uncharacterized. The record is from RefSeq and is a predicted model, not a curated record. The transcript is spliced from 6 exons. NCBI's taxonomy places the organism in Eukaryota, Metazoa, Chordata, Actinopteri, Gadiformes, Gadidae. The coding region runs from base 55 to 1728 and encodes 557 amino acids.